Ambispora gerdemannii is the source of this 214-nucleotide messenger RNA. NCBI's taxonomy places the organism in Eukaryota, Fungi, Glomeromycota, Glomeromycetes, Archaeosporales, Ambisporaceae. The record is from the annotation of a GenBank genome assembly.
GUCUUCUUCUCUCGUUGCUGCUUCUCAUCGAGUAGGUCGUGAUAAAGCAUCUAAACGUGCCAGUGCCGAAAAGCUUCGGAAUUGCACGAGAAAAUUACCGGACAGCCAUCGGAAAUCAAUGCAAUUUGCCAGUUUAAUUGAACUCACUCCUAAGAACAUCUGGAACGGGCUCGUAAUCAUUCGAAUCAUGAACCCGUUCCAGAGUUCCGUAUGA